CCGUGUGGCGCCAGAGCCUCGGGCUCAACUCGAGCCCGGCUGCGAGGACGCUUGUCGAUGUUACGCUGCACGACGACGCGGACGAGGCCGACGAGCGCGAGCGGGCACUCGGGCUCGGCGCGAGCGACGACGACGAGGAGGGCGCGAGGGAGGGGCGCAACGGCGGGACGCCCCGUGCGAGGCGAGCAGGGUCGUCCAAGCGGCGCUCGGCGGCGGUCAACGGCGACGAGGCGGCGGCGGGCGCAGGAGGAGGGGGGUACGGCGCGCUGUCGCACGGCGCACCUCCGGUCGAGACGCGCGACCGCCAGACGUCGGUCGCCGAGCCGCACGCCGCCGACGGCUUCCUCAGCAACCGGUACAGCGUCAACCUGUCGUCGCUGUCGGCCUCGUCGCCCUCGGUCCCGGGCACGUCGACCGCGCCCGACUCGCCCGCCGCGCCCGCCGACCCCGACGCGCCGACGCAGCACGAGCCCGAGACGGCGAGCAACGGGAUCCAGCGGCUCCAGGCCGAGUUCCUCAAGGUGCGCGAGCGGCAGGAGCACGAGGGCGACGAGGCCAUGGCCAUCGACUGGGAUUUCUGGGGCCGCGUUAUGAACGACUACGAGGAGGUGGCGAGGACUCAGCCUCGAGAUCUUUCUCGCGCCAUCCAGCGAGGCAUUCCGCCGGCCUUGCGCGGCAUGACGUGGCAGCUCAUGGCUGCCGCCAAGGACGCCAACCUCGAGUUCGUCUACUCGGAGCUCCUCAAGCAGAGCUCGCCGCACGAGAAGAGCAUCGCGCGCGACCUGAGCCGCACGUUCCCCAAGCACGCCUACUUUGUCGACGCAGACGGCGUCGGUCAAGAGAACCUGUUUAACGUCGUCAAGGCGUAUUCGCUCUACGACGACGAGGUGGGUUACACGCAGGGUCUGCAGUUCAUCGUCGGCCCUUUGUUGCUCAACAUGCCCGACGAGGAGGCCUUCUCGGUCCUCGUGCGCCUCAUGAAGGCCUACGACCUGCGCUCGCACUACACGCCCAACAUGCCCGGCUUGCAACUGCGCCUGUUCCAGUUCGACCGCCUCGUCGAGGAGCUCGCGCCGACCGUGUUCCUCCACAUGCUGCGCCAGGGCGUCAAGAGCAGCAUGUACGCGAGUCAGUGGUUCUUGACCUUGUUCGGGUACCGCUUCCCGCUCGAGCUCGUCUCGGCCGUGUUCGACCUCGUGUUUGCCGAGGGCGUCGAGGCCGUGUUCCGGUUCGCCGUGUCGCUCCUGCGCCGCAACGAGGCGCACCUCCUCACGCUCGAGUUCGAGGACCUGAUCGACUUUCUCAAGAACGGCCUGUUCGAGGUCUAUGCGCCCGACGAGGAGGAGCGAGCGCGCAACCCGGACGCGCAGUACAAGGUGCACGAGUUUGUCCGCGAGGCGCUGCAGGUCCGGAUCACGCCCAUGAUGCUCGACCAGUUCGGCGAGGAGUGGGCCUCGCUGUGCGCGGCGCAGACGGCGCACACGGCCGAGCUCGACGCCCUGCGCAAGGCCAACCUGCAGCUGUCGAUCCAGGUGCGACAGCUCGAGGCGAGCUUGGCCCAGAUCAACGCCGAGCACUGCGACCUCGUCAAGCAGGUCGUCGCGUCGAGGUUGGACCGCGAGGAGCUCGAGGACGAGCUCGUCAAGUACAAGCUCGCCUACGCCGACCUGUCGCACCUCGCCGCUGCCGAGCGCGCCUCGACCUCGUCGCUCCAGGUGCGCCGCCAGAGCGAACUGAGUACCGCCUCGUCGCGCUCGGGCGACGAGAACCCGCUCCCGGCACCGCCGGCGCCACCGCUGCCACCGCGGCAGGCGUCGGGCUCGGGCGGCGGGGCGGCGGCGGCGCUCAGUGGGAUCGGGCGAGGGUGGUUCGGCGGCUCGGCGGGCGGUACGCCGGUGAGGAGGACGAGCUCGAACAUGAGCGGUGGAGGAUGGUGAGCGCCUGAGCGUGCGACGCAGACGAGGAUGCGGACGAGGAGCGAGUUGGUGGUCGAGCGUAGCUAGACGGCCGGAGCUGGGCUCGGGUCGACUCUCAUCGGUGGACACUAUUCCUGCAUGCACCGCCUUGU
Messenger RNA from Rhodotorula graminis WP1, 2068 nucleotides. RefSeq lists its product as uncharacterized. The record is from RefSeq and is a predicted model, not a curated record. The transcript has 9 exons. NCBI's taxonomy places the organism in Eukaryota, Fungi, Basidiomycota, Microbotryomycetes, Sporidiobolales, Sporidiobolaceae. Bases 558 to 1937 code for a protein of 459 amino acids.